Molecule: messenger RNA, 597 nt
Organism: Microthlaspi erraticum
Lineage: Eukaryota; Viridiplantae; Streptophyta; Magnoliopsida; Brassicales; Brassicaceae
Source: the annotation of a GenBank genome assembly
AUGGAGAAGAGUUCUUUGUCCAAAUGCAAACACACUUCUUCCUCAUCAUCAUCAUCUUCUUCUUCUUCUUCUUUCCUUCUGUUUGGUCUGAUUGAAUACUUCCUCAUCGGCUUUUUCAGAUGGGUUUCUUUUGCUCAGAUCUUUUUCUCCAAAUUCUAUCCUAUUCUUCAACACCAGCAGCAGCAAUGUGUUUGCCAGAAGAAAAGCAAAGAUCUUGAGGUCCAGAGUUCGAUCAAACGCGAUGAUGAUUGUCUUUACAGAGAAGAUGCAGAGACGGUGAUGAAAAGCUUAGGACUUUUCACCGACCAAGAAAGCGAAGGACUUCAAAAACGUUACAGUUCCGAGGAGCUCUCGAAUCUGUUUGAAGAGAAAGAGCCAAGCUUGGAGGAAGUGAAGCAAGCUUUUGAAGUCUUUGAUGAAAACAGAGAUGGGUUUCUCGAUCCAGUAGAUUUGCAGAGAGUUUUGACCAUCCUUGGCUUAAAAGAAGGAUCUAACCUUGAGAACUGCAGGAGAAUGAUCAGAUCGUUCGAUGGAAACAAAGACGGAAGAAUCGAUUUCCAUGGAUUUGUGAAAUUCAUGGAGAACAACUUCUGCUAA